AUGGAUCUACUGAAUUGCUCCACUCUAGAGCUAACAGGGUUCCUGGUCAGCAGGAUGAGCCCCGGGAAGAUUCUGCUCUCCCUGACACUCUCACUCCUGGCAGUGGCUACCACAGCUAUCAACUCUCUGGUCAUCACAGCCAUCCUGGUUACCCGCAAGCUUCACCAGCCGGCUAACUACCUCAUCUGCUCCCUGGCCGUGACCGAUCUCUUAGUGGCUGUUCUGGUGAUGCCGGUGAGUAUAGUCUAUAUAGCUGAGGAGACGUGGGUCCUGGGUCCCUCCAUGUGUCAUCUUUGGCUGGGGGUGGAUGUGACUUGCUGCACCUGUUCCAUCUUACACCUGGCUGCUAUCGCCCUGGAUCGGUACCGCGCUAUCACGGAUGCCGUUGCCUACUCCCAGAAACGCACUUAUCGCCGGGCCGCGUUCACCAUCGUGGCCGUGUGGGUGCUGUCGAUUUUGGUGUCUCUUCCGCCUCUGGUGUGGAGGAGGCCACCCAGUGGACAUGACGGGGAAGACGGCGUGAUGGAUUGCCUGAUCGAACACGACCACGUGGCCUUCACCGUCUACUCCACCUUUGGCGCUUUCUACAUCCCCCUGGCUCUCAUCCUGGUGCUCUACUACAAGAUCUACCGCGCGGCUGAGAUGCUGCGCAACAGGAGAGGGAGCCACCGAUCCGUCCAUCACACGGUGAGCACGGUCACGUUGCCCGAGGUAGACUCGGAGAAGGACACUCCUUUGAGCCCGGGUCCGCUCAGCCCCACCAGCCCGACCGAGAAGUCCAUCUCCGAACCGUCCACGGACGGGGACAAGAUCCGGAUCACCGCCCAAAACCUGAGGUCCUUCAAGGCCCGCCGAGCCCCGGGGGCCAGGGAGAGGAGGGCGGCUCUCACUCUGGGGCUCAUUCUGGGGGCGUUCAUUGUGUGCUGGCUCCCCUUUUUCCUGAAGGAGGUGAUCGUUAACUCCUGCCCCUCAUGCAGCACCAGUGCCUUGCUGGCUGACAUCCUUACUUGGCUUGGCUACAUGAACUCCCUUAUAAACCCUCUCAUAUACACCAUCUUCAAUGAGGACUUCAAAAAAGCCUUCAAAAAACUGCUACCCAUUUGCCGUAACCAUUAUGGGUAA
This is a messenger RNA of Chanos chanos (milkfish), 1122 nucleotides long. It is a transcript of the gene htr1fb, whose product is annotated as 5-hydroxytryptamine (serotonin) receptor 1Fb. NCBI's taxonomy places the organism in Eukaryota, Metazoa, Chordata, Actinopteri, Gonorynchiformes, Chanidae. The record is from RefSeq and is a predicted model, not a curated record. Gene Ontology annotation, molecular function: G protein-coupled serotonin receptor activity. Gene Ontology annotation, cellular component: plasma membrane. Gene Ontology annotation, biological process: positive regulation of MAPK cascade; adenylate cyclase-activating adrenergic receptor signaling pathway. Bases 1 to 1122 code for a protein of 373 amino acids. The transcript has a single exon.